Messenger RNA from Odontomachus brunneus, 2236 nucleotides. It is a transcript of the gene sqd, whose product is annotated as RNA-binding protein squid-like. NCBI's taxonomy places the organism in Eukaryota, Metazoa, Arthropoda, Insecta, Hymenoptera, Formicidae. Bases 151 to 1218 code for a protein of 355 amino acids. The record is from RefSeq and is a predicted model, not a curated record. Gene Ontology annotation, cellular component: nucleoplasm. The transcript has 10 exons. Gene Ontology annotation, biological process: regulation of gene expression. Gene Ontology annotation, molecular function: RNA binding.
CGACGCUCUCUUCUCCAUUCGGCAGCCGAGGGGUACGGACGCUUGCUCAAGUGUUGCUGGAUCGAGCUCACACAGUGCGUUCGACACUGGUAACGUUGCUCGCGACAACGUGAUUCAACAUCUUGUGCUGAAUCGUUGAAUAGUAGCGCAAUGGCCGAUCAAGAGAAUAAGGAUUUCAGCGAGGAUAUCGCCGAUCAAAGUUUCGAGCAGAAUGGUGAGGCAGAAAACGGCGGCAACGAUAAUGGCAACGGCAACGGUAACGGCAGCGUCGGUGCCGGCAUGGGCGACGGCGACGCAGCGGAGAACGGUCAAGAGUCGCAAGAAGACAGGUCGGCGAGCGGUAACCAGGACUCUCUGAACGAUAGGAAAUUAUUUGUUGGCGGUCUAAGUUGGGAGACAACUGACAAGGAACUGAGGGAACAUUUCAGCUCUUAUGGCGAUAUCGAAAGUAUUAAUGUCAAGACAGAUCCCAACACGGGACGAUCGAGAGGAUUCGCUUUUAUCGUCUUUGCUAAGGCAGAGUCGCUCGACAAGAUUAUGGCAGCUGGUGAUCACGUGAUCAAUAAUAAGAAAGUUGAUCCUAAAAAGGCAAAAGCUCGACAUGGAAAAAUAUUUGUUGGCGGUCUUUCGACAGAACUCUCCGACGACGAUAUAAAGAAUUUUUUCUCACAAUUUGGGACUAUCGUUGAGGUGGAAAUGCCGUUCGACAAAACCAAGAAUCAGAGGAAAGGCUUCUGUUUUAUCACUUUCGAAUCAGAACAAGUGGUCAAUGAAUUGCUGAAAACCUCGAAACAGACGAUAAACGGUAAAGAGGUCGACGUGAAGAAGGCAACGCCCAAACCGGACGGUAUGGGUGGCAUGCGUGGUGGACCGGGCGGUCGGGGUGGUCGUGGCGGCAGAGGAGGCAGAGGUCGCGGAUUCGGUGGUCAAGGCGGAUGGGGACAGGGCGGCUACGGCGGCGGAUACGGCGGCGGAUACGGUCAAGGUGGAUACGGCGGUGGUUAUGAUGGAUACGGUGGAUACGACUAUUAUGGUGGUGGUGGGUACGGAGGCUACGGCGGCUACGAUUAUAGCGGAUAUGAUGGAUAUGGCUAUGGCAGUAGUUACGACGGUGGCUACAGUGGUGGGCGCGGCGGCGCACGUGGUAAAGGAGGUUCGGGUUACGGUGGUAAGCAGAGGGGAAGUGGUCGUCAGAAUCAGAGGCAUCAACCCUAUUAAUAGAAAUUCUCACUUGCGAUCGUAACGCGCAAUUCGCGUUGCAACUACCGGUUUUGCGUUGUAUAAGAAAUUUCAUGUCGUUGCAUCAUCAUUCCACUAGAUCACGUGUCUCUCGACAAAAAUUGAAACAACGCAGACAACUGCCGUAAAACAAAGUCAAUCUCCAAGAUUCACUGCAAAAGAAACAACAAUAGAUUGUCGUUUCGUGUUUAGUUGUGUGUUUUGUGUGUAUCAUGUAUACAUACACAGACACACAGACACACACACACACACAGACACACACACACACACACACACACCUCCCCUAUCCACCCUCUUUCCCCAUCCCUCUCUCCUUCAUAAGUUUGCUCUUCAGCUCUUGCGAAUCGUUGAUUCAUGUGCAGACGCGUACCGCGUAUCAUGAAUACAUAUAUUAAUAGAUUAUUUUAAUUCCGUCUAUAUAAUAUAAAAUUACAUAUAACGACAGAGAAAAGUCCAUCCUGAACGAGUAAGCGGAGUCGAGAGUGCUUUUCACAUGUUACGCAAAACUCUUGUCUCUUCCCACUAUUUUCGCACGACAUGUGAAAGUAUCUCGUCUGUUGAUUCGUUCAAGGUAGGUUUCCUUAUCGCGCGUGUGUGCGUAUGUAUGAUGUAUGAUGUGCGUGCGUGCAUGUAUGUAUGUAUGUAUGUAUGCAUGUAUGUAUGUAUGUGUGCGCGUGUCUCUAUUGAGACAGUACCACUUUCGAAUGGUGUAAAAAUAACUUAGGUUCGUAACGUGUGUGCUGCGACGAAUUUUCGCUCGAUGUAAGAACAGCGCAUGUACAUUAUAUUUAUAUACUGACAGUUUCAUUCUAAGUAAUGAGGAUUAAGAUUGUCUCAAUAUGUCGUAAUAAGACUUUUAAAGUACAAUCUGGUAUUGUAUUUUCCUCUGAGUACAUACUGUUCUGACGCUGUAUCACAGAAAGUAUUAAAUUCAACACAAAUAUUAAAAGUUUUAUGUUAAUAGAACUUUAUUUAAAAUAAAACAAGAUUAUAUGUA